AUCGGUCAUUAAUGCAAAUAAAUGAUAUCAUUUUAUCGCCGAUAACAUGAAUUUAUUUAUUGAUUGACUGGGUUCGCUCAGUUUUUAUUUGUGAGUAGUAAACACAGAUCAUGGCGGAUAAUAACGAAGAAGAUGCUAUUUCCUUUCACCCAAAAAGGGCUCAUCCUGUGCCCCAAGAUGAACAUGGAUCUUCAUUACAUCCACAAGAGCUAAGAUACAAUAUGAAUCAUCCAAAGAGGGGGAUGGCUUUGAUAUUCAACCACAUGAACUUCAGCUCAAAUCUGCCAACCAGACAGGGAACCAAUAAGGAUAGGGAUGAUCUCGAGUCCCUGUUCACAAAGCUCAAGUUCAAAGUUAAAUGUCAUAAUGAUUUAACUAAAGAACAGAUCAGGAGCGUCUUAUCUUCAGUGGCUCUAGCUGACCACACUGACGAAGACUGUCUAGUGGUAGUCAUUUUAAGUCACGGGGACAAUAGAAAAAUUUUCGCAAGUGAUACCCAUUACACACCCGAAUUAUUAUGGAUGUCUUUCGAUGGAAUCCAUUCGCCUGGUUUAAUUGGUAAACCGAAACUCUUUUUCAUACAGGCUUGCAGAGGAGAAAGAGUGGAUUUAGGAGUUCAAUUCAAACACACUACUGCAGUUGACUCUACGAAACGAGAAGACCGAUUCAUCAGUAUUCCUGUGAUGGCAGAUAUACUUGUUAUGUACUCCACUGUUGAAGAUUUCCUGUCUUGGAGGAAUCCAAAAAGUGGUAGUUAUUUCAUACAGUCUCUAGUGAGACAACUUUCUGCCCAUGCCAAUGAAAAAGAUCUACUCUCGAUUCUUACGUACGUUAAUAGAGAAAUUGCCACUGGAUACUCUCCAGAAAUGGAACAGCAGAAAAUUCAGAUCUAUGCGAAUAAACAAAUGAGUUCUAUAGUGAGUAUGUUGACGAAAGAAAUAUAUUUCACAUAAUAAUUAUGUAAUUAACGACAUAUCUACCCCCUUCAAUUAGUGUAUGUGUUAUUUAAAUCUCUACCAAGUAACUAGUCCUUUUAUAUUUUCAUAAAACGAGUUAUAUUUUCAUUUUAAUGUUUUUCUGAAUAUCAUAUUAUAUUGUACAGCAUAUGUUACCCAUCAUCUUCUAUUUUCAUACUACAAACUCAUGAGAAAUUGAUUCAAAAUAAAUCAUCACCAAGAAACAUGA
This is a messenger RNA of Coccinella septempunctata (seven-spotted ladybird), 1185 nucleotides long. RefSeq names its product caspase-1-like. Lineage: Eukaryota; Metazoa; Arthropoda; Insecta; Coleoptera; Coccinellidae. Gene Ontology annotation, cellular component: cytoplasm. The coding region runs from base 111 to 953 and encodes 280 amino acids. The transcript is spliced from 5 exons. The record is from RefSeq and is a predicted model, not a curated record. Gene Ontology annotation, biological process: apoptotic process; proteolysis.